This is a messenger RNA of Mya arenaria, 740 nucleotides long. RefSeq names its product heat shock 70 kDa protein 12A-like. The record is from RefSeq and is a predicted model, not a curated record. The coding region runs from base 66 to 689 and encodes 207 amino acids. The transcript has 6 exons. Lineage: Eukaryota; Metazoa; Mollusca; Bivalvia; Myida; Myidae.
GUUAUAACUUAUACCUGACAGAAUUUCAAACAUCUUAGAAUUUCGCUGUAUAUACUGGAUUUAAAAUGGGCACACCGGUUUCGACACCUAAGAAGCAAAAUGAUGGCCAAGUGCCUGGACAACAGAACCGUCAACUUGCUCAAACUGUGAAGAGUGAGAGUACAAAGAAGGAACGGGCUAUGAUAUGCGCAGCAAUAGAUUUUGGAACAACUUACUCAGGUUAUGCCUUCUCGUUUGCCCACAGUCCCCUUGAAAUCAAGGCAAACUACUGGCCAGAUGGAUCAAUCAAGACACCGACAGUCAUUUUGUUGGAUCCUGAUGGUCGUUUCCACUCGUUUGGCAAAGAAGCCAUGGACAAAUACAGCUCCCUGCUCCACGCAAAGGAACAUAAACAAUGGUUCUACUUCGAUCGGAUCAAAAUGGUACUCUAUGAAAAGGGAACGCCCCUUAAUUUGGAUGUAACAAUUGAGGACAAGGAGGGGAAACAAAUGAAAGCUAUUGACAUUUUCACAAUGGCAAUAGAAUACUUUGUGCACCAGCUUGUCGCAACGGUAACGGACAAGAACCGGCUUGAUGGUCUAAACUUCACACCGAGUAAAGAUAUCCACUGGAUGGUCACAGUACCUGCUAUAUGGAACGACAAGUCAAAACUUUUUAUGAGGAAUGCUGCUGUUAAGGUUCGUGUUUGAAGCUCCUACAAAAAACAUUGUUUGUCUGGCCGUCCGACAACAUACCUGAAU